Molecule: messenger RNA, 945 nt
Organism: Macroventuria anomochaeta
Lineage: Eukaryota; Fungi; Ascomycota; Dothideomycetes; Pleosporales; Didymellaceae
Product: Aldo/keto reductase
Exons: 2
Coding region: 1-945 (314 amino acids)
Cellular component (GO): cytosol
Molecular function (GO): aldose reductase (NADPH) activity
Source: RefSeq, a predicted model, not a curated record
AUGGCUUACAACGGAACACAAUUGACACUCAACACGGGCGCAAAAAUUCCCGCCAUUGGCUUCGGCACUUGGCAGGACAAGGACGCUCAGGAACCAGCUGUCACUCACGCAUUGAAGGCCGGCUACCGCCACAUCGACACAGCACGCAUCUACGGCACGGAGCCCGCAGUCGGCAACGCCAUCAAGAAGUCUGGCAUCCCGCGCUCAGAAAUCUUCCUCACAACCAAGCUCUGGAACAACUCGCACCACCCCGACGAUGUCGAGGCCGCCCUCGAUGCCUCCCUGAAGGAUUUGGGCACAGACUACGUCGACCUGUACCUGAUGCACUGGCCCUCGCCCUUUGCGCGCAGUUCGGAAAUGUUCCCCAAAGACGACAACGGCAAGACCAAGACCGGCGACACGGACUACGUCGACACCUACAGGGCGAUGGAGAAGUGCUUCAAAUCAGGCAAAGCGCGCGCGAUCGGGGUGUCGAACUUCAGCAAAGCGGAGCUCGAGCGGCUAUCCACAGAGACGAGCGUCGUCCCCGCCGCGCACCAGAUCGAGUGCCAUCCGUAUCUGCAGCAGCCCGGUUUUACAAAGUGGCACAAGGAGCAGGGCAUCCACGUGACGCACUACUCGCCAUUCGGAAACCAGAACGAGAUCUACGACUCGGGCAAGGGGCUUGGGAAGUUGAUGGACGACCCUGUGCUUGUGGAGAUUGGCAAGAAGCAUGGCAAGAGCGGUGCGCAUGUGGCGCUGGCGUGGGGCAUUGCGCAGGGGCAUAGUGUGAUUCCCAAGUCCAAGACGGAGAGCAGGAUUACGCAUAACCUUGAGGGUGAUUUUGAGUUGCCCGAGGAGGAUGUGGAGAAGAUUGCGGGGAUUGAUAAGAAGAUGCGGUUCAACGAUCCGUCGAAGAACUUUGGGUGGGACUUUUACAAGGAUCUUGAUGGCAAGAAGCACUAA